Molecule: messenger RNA, 1921 nt
Organism: Momordica charantia (bitter melon)
Lineage: Eukaryota; Viridiplantae; Streptophyta; Magnoliopsida; Cucurbitales; Cucurbitaceae
Gene: QUA1
Product: Nucleotide-diphospho-sugar transferases superfamily protein
Molecular function (GO): polygalacturonate 4-alpha-galacturonosyltransferase activity
Source: RefSeq, a predicted model, not a curated record
AACACAAACUCGUAGUCUUAGUUAGUUGGAUCCCUCUCUCCUCCUCUCUGAGACGAAAAUGGCGAACCUGCGGAUUGGUGGAAGAAUCGCUGAAGGAGAAAUUCAUCGAAGCUCCCUCAGAAUCUCAUCCAUGGCGGUUGCAUUCUUCCUCUUCCUCUUCCUCUCUUUCUCCUUCUUCUUCACUUCCACCACUCACACUCCUCAUCUCUCCCUUCCUCCAACUGGUUACGAGUCUGUCUCUUAUCGAAUCAAUUCCAGAAGGAGGCUCCCGUUGGCUGUGAAAUCAGACCCUCUGAAGCCGCGGCUGGAGCAGAUCCGGAAGCAAGCCGAUGACCAUCGCAAUUUGCUUCACGCAUAUGCCUCUUAUGCUCGGAGGCUUAAGCUUGAGUACUCGAAGCUUGUUAGGGUCUUCGCUGAUCUUUCCCAGAACUAUACGGAUCUCAAUAAUGAACCCACGUAUCGUAGUCUCUUUGAGCCUGAAACGGCUUCCAUGGAUGAGGCUCUGCUUCGUCAGUUUGAGAAAGAGGUGAAAGAGCGUAUUAAAGUCACGAGACAAGUGAUUGCCGAAGCGAAAGAAUCAUUCGACAAUCAACUUAAGAUCCAGAAGUUGAAGGAUACUAUUUUUGCAGUGAAUGAGCUAUUGUCGAAAGCUAAGAAACAAGGUGCUUUCUCAAGUUUAAUUGCAGCCAAGUCUCUUCCAAAAAGCUUGCACUGCAUUUCAAUGAGGUUGAUGGAAGAGAGAAUUGCAAAUCCGGAUAAAUAUUCAGAUGUGGGAACGCCAAUACCACCAGAAAUAGAGGAUCCAGAACUCUACCAUUAUGCAAUAUUCUCAGACAAUGUAGUCGCUGCAUCGGUGGUUGUUAAUUCAGCCGUUAAGAAUGCCGAAGAACCGUGGAAGCAUGUGUUUCAUGUUGUUACUGACAAGAUGAAUCUUGGGGCAAUGCAAGUUAUGUUCAAACUGAAGGACUAUAAUGGAGCUCACAUUGAAGUCAAGGCAGUGGAGGAUUAUAAGUUCUUGAAUUCUUCCUAUGUUCCAGUGCUUCGCCAAUUAGAGUCUGCAAAUUUGCAGAGGUUUUACUUUGAGAACAGUGUUGAAAAUGCAACCAAGGAUACAACAAAUAUGAAGUUCAGAAAUCCCAAAUAUCUAUCGAUUUUAAACCAUUUGCGGUUUUAUUUGCCUGAGAUGUAUCCAAAACUACACAGAAUUCUGUUUUUGGAUGAUGACAUAGUAGUCCAGAAGGACUUGACUGGCUUGUGGAAGAUCGAUAUGGAUGGAAAAGUAAACGGCGCGGUGGAGACGUGCUUUGGCUCGUUCCAUAGAUAUGCACAGUACAUGAAUUUUUCACAUCCAUUAAUCAAAGAGAAGUUCGAUCCCAAGGCGUGCGCGUGGGCUUAUGGAAUGAACUUUUUCGAUUUGGACGCUUGGAGAAGGGAAAAAUGCACAGAAGAAUAUCACUACUGGCAGAAUAUGAAUGAAAAUCGGACCCUGUGGAAAUUGGGAACGCUGCCUCCUGGUUUAAUCACAUACUAUUCCACAACAAAGCCACUGGACAAGACAUGGCAUGUCCUUGGACUCGGUUACAAUCCGAGCAUCGGGAAGGACGAGAUCGAGAACGCUGCAGUCGUGCACUUCAACGGGAACAUGAAGCCAUGGCUAGACAUUGCCAUCACUCAAUUUAAGCCAUAUUGGACCAAGUAUGUGGAUUAUGAUUUGGAGUUUUUCCAAGCCUGCAAUCUUGGCCUUUAAAUUCUGCCUGUUCAUCCAUGUAGUGUUGUUGUAGGAGGACAGAUCUUGGCUCUGCUUGUCCAAAGGAAAGCAUUAACCAUUUUAAGCAUCUAUAAAUAUAUCAUCAUUUUGGUUCCACUUUUUUGUACAAUAGGAAUAUUUUAGUUUAAAAGUAAUUAUAUAACUUUUUUUUCA